Molecule: messenger RNA, 3816 nt
Organism: Ostreococcus lucimarinus CCE9901
Lineage: Eukaryota; Viridiplantae; Chlorophyta; Mamiellophyceae; Mamiellales; Bathycoccaceae
Exons: 2
Coding region: 1-3816 (1271 amino acids)
Biological process (GO): glutathione metabolic process
Cellular component (GO): cytosol
Molecular function (GO): 5-oxoprolinase (ATP-hydrolyzing) activity
Source: RefSeq, a predicted model, not a curated record
AUGUCUGGCGACGUCAAGUUUUGCAUCGAUCGCGGCGGCACCUUCACGGACGUCUACGCGGAGAUCCCGCGCGAGGGCGACGCGGGAGAGGUGGCGUUCGUGACCCUGAAGCUGCUGAGCGAGGACCCGGCGAACUACGCGAGCGCGCCGAGGGAAGGCAUACGACGCGUGCUGGAGACGGUGCACGGACGAGAGAUAAAAAGAGAUGAAAAAGUACCGACGGAAAGGAUCGAAUGGAUACGCAUGGGGACGACGGUGGGGACGAAUGCGUUGCUGGAGAGAAAAGGCGCGGCGACGGCGUUGGUGACGACGCGCGGAUUCGGAGACUUGUUGGCGAUCGGAAAUCAGGCGAGACCGGAUAUAUUCGAUCUCGCGAUCGAGCGACCGGGGGCGUUGUACGAGCGCGUCGUGGAGGUGGACGAACGCGUGCGAGUUUUAGGGGAGGGGGAGCGCGCGCGAGGCGCGAGCGUCGUCGGCUCGACGGGGGAGACGGUGGAGAUAUUGAAACCUUUGGAUGUGGAGUCGCUUCGCCCGCGGUUGCGGGCGCUUUUAGACGACGGUAUCACGUCUAUAUCAGUCGUGCUCUUGCAUUCGUACACGUUCGAUGAGCACGAACGCGCAAUCGGCGCGUUGGCGCGCGAGAUGGGAUUCCAGCACGUCGCGUUGAGCAGCGCGCUCGUGCCGAUGGUGCGCGCUGUGCCGCGAGGGCACACUGGGUCGGUCGAUGCGUACUUGACGCCGUGCAUUAGAACGUAUAUCGACUCCUUUCUGGACGGUUUCGACGAAGGCUUGCGCGACGUCAAGGUUAGUUUCAUGCAAUCGGACGGCGGGCUCACGCCGGCGGACAAUUUUAGCGGCUAUCAAGCCAUUUUGAGUGGUCCCGCCGGUGGAGUCGUUGGGUUCGCUCUCACGACGAGCGCGGCGUUACGCGACGAUGGCGACGACGGACGAACACCCAUCAUAGGCUUCGACAUGGGUGGUACGAGCACGGAUGUCAGUCGUUACGAUCCGCGGGGCGGGUACGAACAAGUCACAGAGACGACGACGGCGGGCGUCACAGUGCAAGCGCCGCAAUUAGAUAUCACGACCGUCGCCGCCGGUGGUGGUUCAGCCCUAACAUUUCGUUCGAGGACGUUUUACGUUGGCCCAGAAAGCGUGGGAUCUCAACCAGGUCCGGUGUGUUAUCGCAAAGGAGGCGCGCUCGCCGUCACAGAUGCGAACUUGGUCCUCGGGCGCAUCCUCCCAGAAUAUUUCCCAAAGAUAUUCGGCCCGAACGAAGACGAAGCGCUGGACUAUGAAUCCUCUUACAAGGCAUUUGAAGAAGUCACGGCGCGUAUCAAUGCCGAGACCGGAGAGAGUUUAUCGGCUGAAGAGGUUGCGAUGGGAUUCUUGCGCGUCGCCAAUGAGGCAAUGUGUAGGCCGAUUCGCGAAAUCACGGAGAGCAAAGGGUACGAAAUUUCAUCCCACGUUCUGGCCGCUUUCGGCGGUGCUGGACCGCAGCACGCAUGUGCAAUCGCGCGCGAUCUGGGAAUGUCUACCGUCUUUGUACACAGAUUUUGUGGUAUUCUCUCGGCAUACGGCAUGGGCCUUGCCGACGUCGUCGCCGAGUCACAAGCUGCGUGCGCUGCGAAGUAUGAAGACGCACAAGGAUUGAAGCGAGCGAUGGACGAUAUGAUAGCACUGAAAGAAAAAGUGAUAUCGCAGCUCAUUUCAGACGGACAGUUCGAAGCGAGUGCGGUGCGAUGCGAAUGCUUUCUCAAUUUGAGAUACGAUGGCUCCGACACGGCUAUGAUGGUGCCCGAACCAGACGAUGGCGACUAUGCGAAGGCAUUCCGUGAACGCUUCGUGCGCGAGUACGGAUUCGAUUUAAAAGGGCGAGCAUUACUGAUAGAUGACGUACGCGUGCGCGGAGUCGCGAAUAACUCGCUGCUUACGCGCUUGCCCAUCGCGUGCUGCAAACCGGGUGAAAAGCCGAUUGCGAACACGAAAACGCGCGUCUACUUUGAGAACCUUGGUUGGUGCGAGACGCCGGUGUUUCAAUUUGAAAGUUUGCUCGGUGGAAUGUCCAUUGAAGGACCUGCGAUCAUCAUGAAUGGGACAUCGACGUGCGUGAUUGAGCCGAUUUGCGUCGGUCACGUGACAACGUACGGCGACUUGAAAAUCACGGUGCCAAACGUCAAAGAGCAAAAUGAAACCGUCGAAGCCGAUUACUCUCGUGCCGAUGCUAUUUUGAUUUCGAUCUUUAGCAACAGAUUUAUGGGCAUAGCCGAGCGCAUGGGCCGAACGUUGCAACGCACAAGCGUGUCGACGAACAUCAAGGAGAGGCUCGAUUUUUCGUGCGCCAUUUUCGGGCCAGACGGCGGACUUGUCGCGAACGCCCCGCACGUUCCGGUGCACUUAGGCGCAAUGUCCUCGACCGUUUCUUGGCAACUCGAACACUGGGGAUUUGACGGUUUGCACGAAGGCGACGUUCUUGUGACCAAUCAUCCACGUGCAGGUGGUAGUCACUUGCCUGACAUCACCGUGGUCACGCCUGUAUUCCGAGACGGGAGAAUCGUGUUCUUCGUCGCCUCGCGAGGACAUCACGCCGAUGUCGGCGGUGCGACUCCAGGAUCGAUGCCACCAUUUUCAAAAACAAUCGCAGACGAAGGUGCCGCCAUAAAAACGUUCAAACUCGUCGAUCGUGGCGUGUAUCAAGAGGAAGGCAUAAUCAAACUGCUGACAAAGCCAGAUACUGGCAGUCGCGGUACGCGCAAGCUUGCCGAUAACUUGAGCGAUUUGAGCGCACAAGUUGCAGCGAAUCAGCGAGGCAUUUCACUUUUGAACGAACUAAUUGACGAGUGUGGGCUGGGUCAGGUACAGGCGUACAUGAAUCACGUACAAGACAACGCUGAGCUUGCUGUUCGCGACAUGUUGAAAACUGCGGCGCAAAACGUCAUUGACAAUGCCACUCGUCUGGGCGCACAAGUGAACGGCGAUAAAGUUACUCUCAGAGCACUCGAUAAAAUGGACGACGGAAGCGAGGUGUGCUUGACGUUGACUCUUGACGCUGCCCAUGGUACUGCUGAUUUCGAUUUCUCCGGCACGUCUCCCGAAGUGUCAGGAAAUUGGAACGCGCCGCCGGCGGUGACAAACGCGGCGGUUAUUUACAGCAUUCGUUGUCUCGUCAAACAAGAAAUUCCACUAAAUCAAGGUUGUUUGAAACCAGUGACGAUAUCCGUGCCCAACGGAUGCUUUCUUUCGCCCUCUGAGGAUGCGGCCGUCGUCGGCGGAAACGUCCUCACGUCUCAGCGUGUGACAGAUGUCUGCCUCGCCGCAUUCGGGGCUUGCGCGAACGCCCAAGGAUGCAUGAAUAAUUUGACGUUUGGCGAUGAUAACUUUGGGUAUUAUGAAACCAUCGGUGGUGGCGCGGGUGCGGGGCCAGACUUUAACGGUGCUUCCGCGGUUCAGUGUCAUAUGACGAACACAAGAAUUACAGAUCCAGAAAUUUUGGAGCGGCGAUAUCCAGUCAUAUUGCGCGAGUUCUCUAUUCGUCAAGGCUCUGGCGGUGAUGGAAAUACGAAAGGUGGCGAUGGAAUCGUUCGUGAACUUGAGUUCCUGAAAGAUGUCACCGUGAGUGUGUUGUCUGAACGGCGUAUUUUUGCCCCAAAAGGUUUGGCGGGAGGCAACGACGGCGCACGCGGAGUAAACUCGCUGCGUCGCGUGAACGGCGAAGUUGUUGAUUUAGGAGGUAAAAAUUCCGUGCAAGUCUCCGCAGGCGACGUGUUAAGGAUAGAAACGCCAGGCGGGGGUGGAUAUGGCACGAAAAUGAGUUGA